UUCUAUAAUACCUGUCCAGUCACUCUUCCGAAACAAAAAAGAAACUCCCUCUCCCUGUCCACAAUUUAUUAACUUAUUACGGAACUUUUAACUAUUUUUUAAAUUCGCAAUUUGUGGAAUCAGUGCUAGUGUCAAAAUGUCGGGUCUGUUCUCCAAGUUUCAAAAGGAACUGAGUGAGAUACCAGUAUUACAUUGUAAGUGGGCCCCUGAAUGCAAAAGGAAGUUUACGUUGAAAUUCUUGCUGGAGAACCAUGAGAAACUUUGUCCUCAUGAAAAAAUCACGCCAAUUCCACAAGCCACACCCUCCUCCACAACUAUGGCUGAUACUACACCCACCGUGUUCAUGACUCCGUCACCCACACCCACCGUAUUCAUGCCCCUGUCACCCACACCCACCGUGUUCAUGACCCCGCCACCCACACCCGCAUCAAAUAUCAAAAUUGGUCAGAAAAGAAGGUCUGUUCCUUCUGGUGCUCCAGCUAAGAAGUUCCUGUGCAAAAACUAUAGCGUUUGUCACAAAUCCUACGAAACGAAAGACAGCAAGAGCAGACAUGAACGAUUGUGUGGACUAUCGGAACAGGAUAAGCAAACCUUUCUUAAAGCAAAGUUUGGAAACGACCCUAGACAUGUCUGUAUCGGAUGUGGAAAGGUUUUUGUACAGACGAUAGAAAAAAGUCAACAUGAGGAUGGAUGUGCCUUCAAUGAGGAACAAUUACGGAUAAAAUAUGUUGAUGAUCCAACUCACUUUUGUUCAAACUGUGAUCGCUUUUUCGUGGACCCAGGCAACUGUCAGAAGCACGAAAGAAGUUGUGGCGUCACAAUGGAGGAAAUGAUGAUAAGAAUGUCUGAUGAUCCAACCCACUUUUGCUCGAAAUGUGACCUUUUCUUCGUGCAGGCGCAGAACUGUCAGGUGCACGAAAGCCGUUGUGGCGUUACAAAGGAGGAAAUGAUGAUAAGACAUGCCAAUGACCCCAGUCACUGGUGCGAAGAGUGCGGUCAUAAAUUUUUUUCUCGACCUGAAAAACUCAUGCGCCAUAGACUGCAAUAUCACACACAAAUUGAUGUCAUGCAAAUGACGCCUGAACAAAUGAAAUAUGUCCACCCCCUGAAUUAUGACAAAACUGCAAUCGGAGAGGAGGCAACUCUUGACCCAAGUCAUGAUGAUUUUGAUGCACUCAUCAAAAGAAAACUCGAGUGGGCCGACACUUUCGCUGCUGCAAGUAGGGAGGAGAAUUUUGUGUAUCGAGCUGGAAUUUUAGGUCACUCUUUCUCAGCGACAAAUUCCUCCUACGCUACCUUCAUCUCCGCACAUCCGGAUCAAAUGGGGGUAUAUUCCGGUGUAAAACAAAAACACCUUGGAGUUGACAUUCAAAGCUGGCACAAGAAGAAGCCACAAGACUCAAAACCAGGUCAAGCGGCGCUAAGGGGUCAAGAGGUUGUGUUUCUCGGACAGACCGGUUUCGAAGGGGAGGAAAGUGCGAUGCAAGCACGGAAGCAAGAAGCCCUCGAAAUAAACUACGGCUAUUAUUCUAAUCAGUACCAAGGACAGAAGAUGUACUACAUUAACUCGGAGAGAGAGCUGGCUAACUUGUACCAAAAUUCAGAUGCCGAUUUGGUGAAGAUGCUAUACAAAGCUGUCCGAGGGGACCCCAUCUUCUGUUCCGACACUGACUGCAAGUGUGAGGCAUACUUUCAUUAUGAUCUCGAGAAAGUUACCAAAGUUGACUUCCAACUGGCUGCGGGACAGGUGAGCAAGUCGCCACCACCCCCCUUGCCUCGACAAAGACCACGCCCAUCCAACCCGACGGCAAUUCAAAUCGAAGUAGAUCGUCUGUUCCGUACCUUGAAGGAAGAGAUGGGACUUGUUCUCGCCAUCCCCUUCAACGUCUACUCAGUCCUCCUCGUUAAAAAGGCAGAUUUCCCCGGCUUAUCAGACCCCCGUGCCGUAAUCAACGCACUACUGGGGACAACGAGAGAAAUUGUGGCUUGGCUCUACACUGGUAAAGGGGUUGAGGCAGAAGAUGGGGGGAUCCAUCAACACCACUUUUAUGGAUUCAGUACAAUUAAGAACGAAUUGGCCAAUGGUGACAAAAUUGCCAUACAGAUCGCCAGGAUGAGGUGUAAGUCCCAGCAGGAUGCGGAAGAGAAAGAGGCGUUUGUUUUGUAUGCAUCUCAACUUUCUGCACUUUCGGAAGAAGGAUGAAGGAAAUGUUAGACUUGUCCCAAUAAACGUGAGAAUGGAGUGGGUGGCAUGGCGACGAUUGGCGUAUGACACACGUAAAUUGGCACAGGAGUGUGGCGAUAAGGGGAUCAAACCGUACUCUUUUGACGACAAGGAAGAGAAGCCCAUUUUUGAGGAGGGUGAGUUCCACUACCCUGUCAAUCUCCAACGACAGUUAGACAGGAACGAGAUCAACGUUGUGAAGUUGUAGACUAGAAGUUGAUUUUUUUGUUAUAUUUUUUAAAUGAAUUACCAAUAUGUUUUUGUACCUUUCCGGUUUUUUUUACCCAGUGCUACUAUUUUAUUUCUAAUGAGUUGUUUUUUUAUACCGGAUUAUACAAAAUAAAUCAUAAGUAACAUGUCGCUUAGUAUA
Molecule: messenger RNA, 2594 nt
Organism: Folsomia candida
Lineage: Eukaryota; Metazoa; Arthropoda; Collembola; Entomobryomorpha; Isotomidae
Exons: 11
Coding region: 137-2203 (688 amino acids)
Source: RefSeq, a predicted model, not a curated record